Molecule: messenger RNA, 3829 nt
Organism: Lagopus muta (rock ptarmigan)
Lineage: Eukaryota; Metazoa; Chordata; Aves; Galliformes; Phasianidae
Product: band 3 anion transport protein-like
Biological process (GO): monoatomic anion transport; transmembrane transport; regulation of intracellular pH
Cellular component (GO): basolateral plasma membrane; plasma membrane
Molecular function (GO): solute:inorganic anion antiporter activity; bicarbonate transmembrane transporter activity; monoatomic anion transmembrane transporter activity
Source: RefSeq, a predicted model, not a curated record
CUGAGCCGGUGCUGCGCAGAGCCGGGGGGUGGCGGCGGCGGCCCCAGAGCAGGGCAUGGUGCCGCCGGGCUGAGCGCUGGCACGCAGCGGGGGGGUGAGCAGAGCCAUGGAGGGGCCCGGCCAGGACACCGAGGACGCGCUACGCAGGAGCCUGGACCCCGAGGGUUACGAGGACACCAAGGGCUCCAGGAUAUCCCUGGGGGGGAUGAGCAGGGCUGUUGGUGGCGUUGGGUCCCCCCUGCAGAGGGCGAGAGCUGAGCAGCUGUCCCCGCUGCGCCGCUUUCUGCCCAGCCACCGGGGAUCCUAUGAUGUGGACGGGAGGAGGCGCGAGGUCGGGGCCCCACCGGAACGGGACGGUGGCAGAGGGCAGACUCCAUCGGUGACCGAUGUGGACCUGGAGGCCGCGGAGAGCAGACGGCCCACGGCCCAGAGGGACACCCAUGAGGGCUACGUGGAGCUGCACGAGUUGGUGCUGGACAGCAAGAAGGAGCUGUGCUGGAUGGAAGCCGGGCGCUGGCUGCAUCUGGAGGAGAGCAUGGAGCCGGGGGGGACCUGGAGCUGCCACCUCCCCCUACUCACCUACAACGGGCUGCUGGAGCUGCGCCGUGCCUUCGCCAAAGGCAUCGUGCUGCUGGACGUGGCAGCCACCUCGCUGGCAGCCGUGGCCCACACACUGCUGGAGCAGCUCAUCUACGAGGGGCAGCUGAAGCCGCAGCACCGGGAGGACGUCCUGCGGGCGCUGCUGCUGCAGCACAAGCAUCCCAGUGAGGCUGAGUCGGUGUGGACGCUGCCAGCGGCGCAGCUGCAGCACUGGGAUGGGGAGCAGAUGGACGCGGAGCACCGGGCACUGCUGCAGGAGCAGAGGGCCUUGGAGAUGAAGGAGCUGCGUGGGGCUGAGAUGAGCCCCCCUGGGGCGCAGCUCGGCCCCCAGCUCCACCAGCAGAUCCCUGAGGAUGCCGAGGCCACUCUGGUGCUUGUGGGCUGUGCCGCGUUCCUGGAGCAGCCCACUCUGGCUCUGGUUCGGCUCCGCUCGGCGGUGCCGCUGGACGCGGUUCUGGCGGCGCCGAUCCCGGUGCGCUUCGUGCUGACGCUGCUGGGACCCGACAGCCCCCGCCUGAGCUACCGGGAGAUCGGCCGCGCCGCCGCCACCCUCAUGUCUGACCGGGUCUUCCGCCGUGACGCCUACCUGUGCGGGGGCCGCGGGGAGCUGCUGGGGGGGCUGGAGGAUUUCCUGGAGGCCAGCAUCGUUCUGCCGCCCCGCGAGGCGCCCAGCGAGCAGCACCUGCGCGCCCUGAUCCCACUGCAGCGCCAGCUGCUCCGCCGCCGCCACCGGCACCCCGACACCACGCACGGCCACGGCGUCCCCAAAGACGCAGGGAUUAAGGAUCAGGCUCCGGAGGACGACGACCCGCUGCUCCGGACGGGGCGGCCGUUUGGGGGGCUGCUGCGGGACAUCCGCCGCCGUUACCCCAAAUACCUCAGCGACAUCAGGGACGCGCUCAGCCCGCAGUGCCUGGCUGCCGUCAUCUUCAUCUACUUCGCAGCCCUGUCACCCGCUGUCACCUUCGGAGGCUUGCUGGGUGAGAAGACCCGCGGGAUGAUGGGGGUUUCGGAGCUGCUGGUCUCCACCUGUGUGCAGUGUUUGCUCUUCAGUCUGCUCAGCGCCCAGCCUCUGCUCGUCGUCGGCUUCUCAGGGCCGCUGCUGGUCUUUGAGGAGGCUUUCUACUCGUUCUGCGAGGCACAGGGCCUGGAUUACAUCGUGGGCCGGGUGUGGAUCGGCUUCUGGCUGAUCCUGCUGGUGCUGGUGGUGGUGGCCUGCGAGGGCAGCGUCCUGGUGCGCUUCCUGUCCCGCUACACACAGGAGAUCUUCUCCUUCCUCAUCUCCCUCAUCUUCAUCUAUGAGACCUUCGCCAAGCUCGUCACGAUCUUCAAGGAUCACCCGCUGCAGUGGGAAUACAGAGUGCAGAACGCCACAGACCCAGCGGUGCCCAAACCCAACACGGCGCUGCUGUCCCUCGUCCUCAUGGCCGGCACCUUUUUCCUCGCCCUCUUCCUCCGCAAAUUUAAGAACAGUGUGUUCCUGCCCGGCACGAUCCGGCGCCUGAUCGGGGACUUCGGGGUGCCCAUCUCCAUCUUCAUCAUGGCCAUGGCUGACUUCUUCAUCAAGGACACCUACACGCAGAAACUGAAGGUGCCCAGAGGGCUGGAGGUGACCAACAGCGCGGCCCGGGGUUGGUUCAUCCACCCCAUGGGCAUCACGGCCCCUUUCCCCAUCUGGAUGAUGUUUGCCUCCGUGGUGCCGGCCCUGCUGGUCUUCAUCCUCAUCUUCCUCGAGACGCAGAUCACCACCCUCAUCGUCAGCAAACCGGAGCGGAAGCUGGUGAAGGGCUCAGGGUUCCACCUGGACCUGCUGCUCAUCGUGGCCAUGGGCGGCGUGGCCGCACUCUUUGGGAUGCCCUGGCUGAGCGCCACCACGGUGCGCACCAUCACGCACGCCAACGCUCUCACCGUCAUGAGCAAGAGCUCGGCGCCGGGAGAGAAAUCCCAGAUCUUGGAGGUGAAGGAGCAGCGCAUCAGCGGGCUGCUGGUGGCCGUGCUGAUCGGCGUCUCCAUCCUGAUGGAGCCCAUCCUGAAGUUCAUCCCGCUGGCCGUGCUCUUCGGCAUCUUCCUCUACAUGGGCGUCACGUCGCUCUUCGGCAUCCAGCUCUUCGACCGCAUCCUGCUGCUGCUGAUACCCCCCAAGUACCACCCCAAGGAGCCCUACGUCACCCGGGUGAAGACGUGGCGGAUGCACAUCUUCACCCUCACGCAGAUCCUCAUGCUGGCGCUGCUGUGGGGGGUGAAGGUGAGCCCCGCCUCCCUGGCGCUGCCCUUCGUCCUGGUCCUCACCGUGCCGCUGCGGCGCCUCCUGCUGCCCCGCAUCUUCAGCGAGAUGGAGCUCAAAUGCCUGGACUCAGACGAUGCAGCGGUGACAUUUGAAGAGACGGAGGGCCAAGAUGUGUACAACGAGGUGCAGAUGCCCAGCUAAGGGCCCACCGUGCCCCCACCCACGUGUCGAUCCACCAUGGCCCCCUCAGAGCCGCAUCCUGCCCACAGCAUCCCGCUGCAGCGCCCCGGGGUAGGGAUGUCAACAGCACAGGGGGUUGGGGUUCGUAAUGCAGAGAAUCACUGCAAAAACACCAACAAAAAAAAAAGAAAAAAAAAAGAAGAAGAAAAGAAAAAAGAAAAGAAAAAAAAGAAAAAAAGAGAAGAAAAAGGGAGAAAAAAAAAAGGGGGAAAAAAAAAGGCAAAAAAAAAAAAGCACCAGCGCUUCUGCAGAGAAAAGCCAACGCUUGUGGCAGUAGAGCUUUGCUCAGAAGAGGAGAGGAGAGCGGAACAGAGGGCGCAAAGGCACUGAGAAGCAGCAGCUGCUGCCAGGAGCGAGCUGUACAGCGCUGUAAUUUAUUGCUGUGUGUACAUAGGGCUGAGGGGAGGGACUGCGGGCGGCUCUGUCUGUCCGUCCGUCCGUCCGUCCUGCUGCGGGUGUUGCUCAAUGCUUUGCUGCCGGCUUUCAGCGUUCCACUCCAACCCAUCUCGUUCUCCCUGGAUUGUUCCCCGCCAUGACGGCUGCUUGCUGCCCACCGCCGGCCCCAGGCCUGCUCCCAAUGGGAUUUCCCAAGCCUUCCCAAUAGGAUCACUCCUAAACCCAUUGCAAUGGGAAAUCCCAAAUCCAUUCCAUUGGGAUCACUCCCAAAGCCAUUCCAAAUGGGAAAUCCCAACCCCAUUCCCAUUGGGAUCACUUCAAAACCCAUUCCAAUGGGAUUUCCCAAACCCAUUCUAUUGGGUUCAC